Rattus norvegicus (Norway rat) is the source of this 1167-nucleotide messenger RNA. It is a transcript of the gene Polr1has, whose product is annotated as RNA polymerase I subunit H, antisense. The transcript has a single exon. Bases 574 to 1110 code for a protein of 178 amino acids. Lineage: Eukaryota; Metazoa; Chordata; Mammalia; Rodentia; Muridae. The record is from RefSeq and is marked predicted.
GUCCUAUCAGUUAAGGUAAUAGUAGCUCGGGACCUCUGGCCCCCCUCCUACAAUAUUUCUUCAUUUGUGUCUCAUACAAUACAAAACCUAGGAAGUGAGAGGAAAAGAGAAGCCACUGUACUAACUUUCCUUAAUACUGACUCUGAAACUACUUCCACUGGUCCUGAAACUGUGUUCGUUUGCAGCUGUGAAACGGCUAAGAGCAGUUAACACACUCUUCAGCUUCCUUAGGCCCGCAUUACCUUUUGAACAAGCUACCCUCCCUCACCUUCUUUGGGAGGAAUUCUGAGCACUUGGACGGUUUUAGAUUGACAAAUGCAUCUAAAGAUACCAGCCGAUUAAAAGGCAAGAGUCUCCACUGGCAUAAAGGUUCUUGCCCCUGGAAUGUAGGUGGCAUGCAUACAACAGCAGCAAGGCACUUGUAACUGAGUGACCAGAGGACCAUAAAGCAUCAGGGAGUGGGCCUGUUCUCUUGACGACUAGCUCGCCAAGGCAGUCUUACCAUGGUAAAAGAACAGUGGAAAUGAUGAGGAGAACAACUCAGGUGGUGAAACGACAGAAGCAACACAGCACAUGGAGGGACGAAGACAUUAUUACUGUUUCAUACCAGAGAAAGAGAGGAAGGAGACUGAACGGCAAGUCUUCUUGCCACUGAACACAGGCCAGGCCAGAGAGUGUAAGAACAAAAUGUGCAGACUCUUCCCUAGUGAAGGGCUGCCGAGAAUUGUGCACAAUGUCCCCAUAGCACAGAGAAGACAGCAGGUAAAAAAGAGGGAACAGGUGCAAAUCAAAGACCACCAGGAACGCAUGCUCCGAGGGAGGGAACUGAUAGAGCAAAGACUCAAGCAACAGCUCAUGAGGAAAGGCGAGAGCCAGCUCCCUUCCCUGGAGAAGUUUGACCGAGUGAAACGGGAGAUGCAGGACUUUGAAAAGGCUAAUGCACACCCGCUUCUGCAGCUACGCACUAAAAGUCUGCUAAAGUUGGAGAGUCUUUUGGAGAUGUCUCAGGCAGAAGAUGAAGGGAAAACAGCUAUAAAGCCUCAUCAAAAGCAAGGCCUGGCCCUGCCACCGUUUCUGAGAAGUCAUGUACGAAAAAUCAAUGAUCAGUAAACUUUCAGUGCCUUUUGUGGAAAAAAAACAAUACCAGGAAUUAAAUAAAACCUUUUU